AUGAGGUCCCCUUCAAAUGGAAACCUCUCUGCAUGCCUCCUGGGAUGUGAUGCCUCUAUUCUUAUAGACUCCACGGAGGGAAGUAAAUCAGAAAAGGACGCAAAGGAUAGCUUCUUCCUUUGGGGAUUCAAUUUCAUCGAUGAUGUCAAGGAAAUCCUGGAAGUUGAAUGCCCUUCUAUCGUCUCGUGUGCUGAUAUCAUUGCACGUACUGUAAGAGACGUGGUGGCUCUAGUAGGAGGACCUAAGUAUAAGGUCCCCACGGGGGGGCGCGAUGGCUUGGUUUCAAAUAUUGAUGAAGUGGAUGGCAUGUCCUUCGGUUUUGACAAUUCAUUCUACAAGCAGCUUCUUCUCGGGAAGGGUAUAUUGAAACUGGAUCAAUGCCUUGUUUUUGAUAACUCCAUGAGAGCUCUCGUUUACAAGUAUGCGGUGAACAAUGAGGUGUUUCUGCAGAGUUUUGCAAAAGCGAUAGUGAAGAUGGGAAGCAUCAGUGUUCUGACCGGAGAUGAAGGGGAGAUUCGAAAGAAUUGUAGGGCUUUUAAUCAUCCCAGGUAG
Molecule: messenger RNA, 552 nt
Organism: Prosopis cineraria
Lineage: Eukaryota; Viridiplantae; Streptophyta; Magnoliopsida; Fabales; Fabaceae
Product: peroxidase 57-like
Exons: 3
Coding region: 1-552 (183 amino acids)
Biological process (GO): response to oxidative stress
Molecular function (GO): heme binding; peroxidase activity
Source: RefSeq, a predicted model, not a curated record